CUCGCUCACAACAAGUACUUCGUGCAGUGACAACGAACAACUGCUGGACGCGGUCGAUGAAGUGAAGAACGGCGCAGCAGCAGGAGGGGAUGCAUUACAAAGAUCACAGUCACACGAAAACAAGAUGAAGAUUCUUUGUGAAGAACACAAUCAGAUUCCGGCAAGCCCGAGCCGCACGGACAGAGAAACCGCACCCCCUGCUCGACCACAC
Molecule: messenger RNA, 211 nt
Organism: Amoebophrya sp. A120
Lineage: Eukaryota; Dinophyceae; Syndiniales; Amoebophryaceae
Source: the annotation of a GenBank genome assembly